AUGACUAUCCUAGAGGAGCUUGAUGACGCAAGUAUUCCUCAGAAACUAGACAAUCAUAUAUUUUUUGGUUCCGUACAUUCGCUGACGCAUACAGAUUUCCUGGUAGAAAACAACGUUAGAUUUUUCAUAAACGUUGAUAUAUCAACAGAGCUAAUAUCACAUGUCUAUCACGAGGUUCGUCCAAACUUGGCCGAUGAAAUAGUGAUCGUGAACAUCGACAAUAACUCUCAAAUACCAAUAGACAGUGAUUUGGUACGUUCCUUCCAUUGGCAUAACACUUCGCUUUUGCAACAAUUGAUCCAUCAUCUCGAUUUCCUCGGCGAUAUUAAUAAUAACGGCGAACCGCUAACCCCACCACCAGAAUCACACUACCGAAACGCAUAUGUUCAAUUUGACCAUUCCACUGACUCACCAUCGAUAUUAGAUAGGCUUUUAUAUGGUAAAAAGUCAGAAUAUUCCCGUACAAAUAUUUUUCAAGUUACCAAUGAAGCGAAAUUUCAAGUCUUUAACGAUCUAAUUACAAUCUUCAAAUACUCUAUCGCUCAAAGUGGGAAUUCUAAUAGUAAUAUACUCGUUCUCUCGGAGAACGGCAGCAGCGAUGAAAACUUGAUAAGUUUACUGAUGUCAACCGUCUUAAAAGAAAAUCCAACCUUCAACGUUUACCAGGCCCUGCAAUUCGUUAAAUCUAUUGCGGUAAUUCCUGACACGGUAAGAGAUGAAAAAAUCUUAUGGGCCACAGGAUUCAUCAACUAUCAAGAAUUAAUCAAGAAAAAUGAAAUGUAUUGGGGCCUAGGUUCGCAAAAGGGUCUCAGACUUACAUCUCUUGCGUCCCCAAUAUCAAAAAUAGAAAGAAAACAAAGAAGACGCGACGACUCAAAUAUCAUUCGCUCAAAGCUACCACAACCGAGACAAAACCCCUUCUGCUCAGCAGAGAGACCUAAAAGGGCUCGCUGCGAUUAG
This is a messenger RNA of Saccharomyces paradoxus, 960 nucleotides long. RefSeq lists its product as uncharacterized. The coding region runs from base 1 to 960 and encodes 319 amino acids. NCBI's taxonomy places the organism in Eukaryota, Fungi, Ascomycota, Saccharomycetes, Saccharomycetales, Saccharomycetaceae. The transcript has a single exon. The record is from RefSeq and is a predicted model, not a curated record.